Messenger RNA from Beta vulgaris subsp. vulgaris (sugar beet), 1041 nucleotides. RefSeq lists its product as uncharacterized. The transcript is spliced from 4 exons. The record is from RefSeq and is a predicted model, not a curated record. The coding region runs from base 1 to 1041 and encodes 346 amino acids. Lineage: Eukaryota; Viridiplantae; Streptophyta; Magnoliopsida; Caryophyllales; Amaranthaceae.
AUGGCUGAAACUGAUGAGGUAGCAGCUGAAACUGAUGAGGUAGCAACUGAAACUGUUAAAUGCUCAAAAAGAGGAAUUCAGUCUCAUCAUGUCAAAAAGAGGAGUACUAGGUUGGUAGAAAAUGAGGUUGAAGAAUCUCCCGAAAUUGAAACUAAGAAAACAAAGGAUGUGGCUGAUCUAGUGGAGGAACCGGUUAUGGAGGAAGAAGUUGAAGAUGAGGAAGAAGUACCUUUAAUACGGAGGAAUUCAAAGAAGCCAGCAACCACAAAAUCCACCACUACCAAAUCAACUACACCAAAAACCACCACAAAAUCUACCACCACAAAAGCGGUAAUUCCAAAAUCAACCGCUAAAAUCACCAAAACCGCCACUUCCAAAGUUACAAAAACCACCACUCCCAAAAAGCCUGUCACACCAAAAUCAAAGACUCCCACACCAAAACCAGUUAAGGAGUCUAAGCCAGAGGAGUCGGAGAAGAUGGAAGUGUCAGAACCGGAAACGGAGUCGGAGCCGGUGGGUGAUUCAGAACCGAAAAAUCAGGAGGUGGAGGAAGAAGAAGUUGAGAAGGAGGAUGUUGUAGUUGAACCGCAGAGGAAACCGAUGCAGGCAAAGAAAGUUGCUGCCAAGAAACCGCCAUCAAAAGCGGUUAAGUCUGUUGAGAAGGAGGGUGAAGCAAAGGGUGAUGCAGUUGGUGCAGGGACCAGUACGGAAUCAGUUCAGGCUACUUAUGCCUUGGUCAAGCAGUUGAGUGACCAGAAUCAGAUGAUGCAGAAUAUGCUGAAUAGUGUUACUCAACUUUGCACUGCACUUCAGGACUCCUACAGGAGAGUUGAGGUUCGCCUAGACAAAGCUGGUAUUCAGGGUAGAGAGGAUUCUGAGGCAAAGCAAGAGUCAUCCAAUGCUGCUGGUGAUGAAGAUGAUGAUGAACUGCAUGCACUUCAUACGAUUGGUAGUUUAUCUACUGGUUGUGUUUUGUUAUUUGUUAAUUUGUUUGGUUCCUUGAUCUAUUUUGAUGAUGCCAAAAGGGGGAAGCAGGUGUGA